This is a messenger RNA of Camelina sativa (false flax), 1191 nucleotides long. NCBI's taxonomy places the organism in Eukaryota, Viridiplantae, Streptophyta, Magnoliopsida, Brassicales, Brassicaceae. The record is from RefSeq and is a predicted model, not a curated record.
AUGAAAUCUGAAAAAUGGACAAAUGCAGCAGGUGAUGAACUUAAUGCUCUUGAAUCUGCACAUACUUGGGAUGUUGAAUCCUUACCCCCUGGUAAGAAUGUUGUUGGUUGCAAAUGGGUGUUUACUAUAAAGUAUAAUCCUGAUGGUUCAGUGGAGAGAUAUAAAGCUAGGUUGGUUGCUCAAGGGUUUACACAACAAGAAGGUUUGGAUUACAUCGAAACAUUUUCUCCUGUGGCAAAGUUGACUAGUGUGAAACUACUACUUGGUGCGACUGCUAAGAAAGGGUGGAGUUUAACACAGAUGGACGUCUCUAAUGCAUUUUUACAUGGAGAUUUGGAUGAAGAAAUUUAUAUGAGUUUACCUCAAGGGUAUACUCCUCCACCAAAUGUCACCUUGCCUCCUAAUCUGGUAUGUAGACUUCUAUCUCUUUAUGGCUUGAAGCAAGCUUCUCGCCAAUGGUAUAAGCGUUUAUCCUCUGUUUUGUUGGGUGCAAAUUUCAUUCAGUCACCUACGGAUAAUACACUUUUUGUCAAGGAGAGUCCCGGAUCAUUCAUUGCAGCUUUGGUUUAUGUUGAUGAUAUCAUGAUAGCUAGUAAUGAUGAUAAUACAGUGGAGAGUUUGAAGGCAAUAUUACGGUCUGAAUUCAAAAUUAAGGAUCUUGGACCUGCUAGAUUUUUCCUUGGACUUGAAAUCUCACGCUCUUCCAAAGGUAUCUCGGUCUGUCAGAGAAAAUAUGCACAGAACUUGUUGGAGGAUGCUGGUUUACUUGGUUGUAAACCGAGUCCACUCCCAAUGGAUCCUAGUCUCCAUCUUACUGCAACAAUGAGAACACCUCCUCCUAAUCCUCGGUCGUACAGAGAACUUGUUGGACGAUUACUUUACCUCACCAUCACCAGACCGGAUAUCACGUUUGUUGUCCAUCAACUUAAUCAGUUUAUCUCUGCACCUUCCGAUAUUCACCUUCAGGCGGCUCAUAAGGUCCUCAGGUAUAUCAAGAAUAAUCCUGGACAAGGUCUAAUGUACUCUGUUGAUUCAGAGAUAUGCUUGAAUGGUUUCUCGGAUGCUGAUUGGGGAAAUUGCAAGGAUACAAGGCGAUCAAUAACUGGUUACUGCAUUUAUCUUGGUGAUUCUCUGAUCUCGUGGAAGUCAAAGAAACUGAGUGUAGCGAGCCGUAGCAGUACAGAGUCAUAA